CAUGGCGCCCCGGGGCGAGGCGUCACGGCCCCGGGGCGGCCGCGAGGAGUGAUCCGAGACAGCGCGGGCGGCAACUACAACCUCCUCAACUACAACCUCCACAACUACAGGCAACAACUACAGGCGGCAACAACAACUACAGGCGGCAACAACUACAGGCGGCAACAACCUCCACAACUACAGCCCCACAACUACAGGCGGCAACAACCUCCACAACUACAGGCAACAACUACAACCUCCACAACUACAACCCCACAACUACAGGCGGCAACAACUACAGGCAACAACUACAGGCAACAACUACAGGCGGCAACAACAACUACAGGCGGCGGCAACAACUACAGGCGGCAACAACUACAGGCGGCAACAACCUCCACAACUAUAACCCCACAACUAUAGGCAGCAACAACCUCCGCAACUACAGGCAACAACUACAACCUCCACAACUACAACCCCACAACUACAGGCGGCAACAACCUCCACAACUACAACCCCACAACUACAGGCGGCAACAACCUCCACAACUACAGGCGGCAACAACAUCCACAACUACAACCCCACAACUACAGGCGGCAACAACUACAGGCAGCGGCAACAACUUCCACAACUACAGGCGGCAACAACAACUACAGGCGGCAACAACCUCCACAACUACAACCCCACAACUACAGGCGGCAACAACUACAGGCAGCGGCAACAACUUCCACAACUACAGGCGGCAACAACCUCCACAACUACAGGCGGCAACAACUACAGGCGGCAACAACCUCCACAACUACAGGCGGCAACAACAUACUGCUACAGCUACUACUACUACAGCUACUACAGCUACUACUACUACAGCUACUACUACUACAGCUACUACUGCUGUAACAACUACUACAGCUACUACUACAGCUACUACUACAGCUACUACUGCUGUAACAACUACUACUACAGCUACUACUGCUGUAACAACUACUACUACAGCUACUACUACUACAGCUGCUACUACAGCUACUACUACAUCUACUACUGCUGUAACAACUACUACUACAGCUACUACUACUACAGCUGCUACUACAGCUACUACAGCCUGACAACUACAGCCACUAACUACAACUACCGCUACAACCUUACCCCCCCCGCCACGUCCGUCUUUGUAUCUCCCGAUUUGGGGCGUCGCACUUUUGAUUAGUGGAUGAAGUUGUUAUCAAUAUUAAUAACGAUAACGGUGUUAAUGUUGUUAUUUACGUGUUAAUUAAUUUGUGGCAACGCAUUUGUUGUUGUUGUUACAAUGACCCACUUUAGUAGCGACGUAAUAAUGGUCAUCUUCAAUCGGAUUGUUUAGAAGUUAACAACAAAUGCAAUUGACGUUGUAGUUAACGAUACGAUUAUCAUCACAAGCGCAUCAAGUUAUAAUUGUGAUGAUUCUCAUUGUAGUCGGCGUACUUGCUGUCGUUUCAAAUUGAAUGAUUCCGCUUGGGACUUGCUCCACCAGACAUCCGAUCCAUCACAGCGGAAAAUUAUCACCGUCAAUAUCAUCAUCAUCAUCAAUCUCAUCAUCAUCAUCAUCAAUCUCAUCAUCAUCAAUCUCAUCAUCAUCAAUCUCAUCAUCAUCAAUCUCAUAAUCAAUAUCAUCAUCAUCAAUCUCAUAAUAUCAAUAUCAUCAUCAAUCUCAUCAUCAUCAUCAUCAUCAAUCUCAUCAUCAUCAAUCUCAUCAUCAUCAAUCUCAUAAUCAAUAUCAUCAUCAUCAUCAAUCUCAUAAUAUCAAUAUCAUCAUCAUCAUCAUCAUCAUCAAUCUCAUCAUCAUCAAUCUCAUCAUCAUCAAUCUCAUCAUCAUCAAUCUCAUAAUCAAUAUCAUCAUCAUCAAUCUCAUAAUAUCAAUAUCAUCAUCAAUCUCAUCAUCAUCAAUCUCAUCAUCAAUCUCAUCAUCAUCAAUCUCAUAAUCAAUAUCAUCAUCAUCAAUCUCAUAAUAUCAAUCUCAUCAUCAUCAAUCUCAUCAUCAAUCUCAUCAUCAUCAAUCUCAUCAUCAUCAAUCUCAUAAUCAAUAUCAUCAUCAUCAAUCUCAUAAUAUCAAUAUCAUCAUCAAUCUCAUCAUCAUCAAUCUCAUCAUCAUCAAUCUCAUCAUCAUCAAUCUCAUAAUCAAUAUCAUCAUCAUCAAUCUCAUAAUAUCAAUCUCAUCAUCAUCAAUCUCAUCAUCAUCAAUCUCAUAAUAUCAAUCUCAUCAUCAUCAAUCUCAUAAUCAAUAUCAUCAUCAAUCUCAUCAUCAUCAAUCUCAUCAUCAUCAAUCUCAUCAUCAUCAUCAUCAAUCUCAUCAUCAUCAAUCUCAUCAUCAUCAUCAAUCUCAUCAUCAUCAUCAAUCUCAUCAUCAUCAAUCUCAUCAUCAAUCUCAUCAUCAUCAUCAAUCUCAUCAUCAAUCUCAUCAAUAUCAUCAUCAAUCUCAUCAUCAAUCUCAUCAUCAUCAAUAUCAUCAUCAAUCUCAUAAUAUCAUCAUCAUCAUCAAUCUCAUCAUCAUCGAUCUCAUCAUCAAUCUCAUCAUCAUCAUCAUAAGCCAACAUAAUCAUUACAAUCAUCAUCAUCAUCAGUUCGUAUCCACGACUAUGAGACACCCCGCGGCAUGCGCGCUGCCUGCCACUGUGAAGUGAUGACAGGGCAGCAGCAGCAGCAGCCAGGGCAGCAGCAGCAGCAGCACAGCUGCCCCGGGACUGCCCCUGGGACUCUCCUCCUCCUGCUGCUGCUGAUGAUGAUGACGCUGAUGAUGGUCGGGAUGGCGCCUCCAGUAGCUGCUGUGGGCAGCACGGGGAGUCUGAGCUGCCCCGUCGCCUGCACUUGCCGCUGCCCUCUGCCCCCGCUGCUGCCCGCGGAGUGUUCGGUGAACUGCACGCUGGGAGAACUGCAGCGGCUGCCCCCUCUACUGCCCGACAACACCUCGUCACUCAGCAACAGCAGCUGCAGCAGCGACAGCAGCUGCAGCAGCGGCAGCAGCGGCAGCAGCGGCAGCAGCGGCAGCAGCGGCAGCAGCGGCAGCAGCGGCAAAUGAUUUGUUUCCCGGCUGAAUGGACCUGUCGCACAACAACAUCCAGGAGUUGGAGGAGGACGUCCUGUCGCGUGUCGCGCACUCCCUCUCCGUGCUGAAUCUGACGGACAACAAGAUCUUCCGCCUCGGCGUGCACGCCUUCCGCGACAUGACCUCGCUGCUCGUGCUGGAUCUGAGCGACAAUCAGAUCGGCACGCUGCCCAACGGCGUCUUCGACAACCUCACGAGCCUCGCCGUGCUGGACGUGAGCGGGAACCCGCUGGACUGCGGCUGUGAGCUGGCGUGGCUGCCCUGGUGGCUGGUGGCGCCGGCGCGCGCUGGCAGAGUGGUACUGGCACGGCCGUUGCGCUCGCUGUGCGCCCUGCCGGACCGCCUGGCCCACACGCCCGUCACCGCCGCCAACUUCUCCAGCGCCGUCUGCGCUGCCGACUACGUUGCCUGCUUGCGCCCGGCCUCGACGCUCAUCUUCUCGGCCGUGGACGAGGACGCGCACGACGAGCUCGGCUGCAACGCCGCGUGCGCCCGCCGCCGCCUCGCCUACUUCUCCUCGGACCCGGCGCUCAACUUCCUGUGCCUGUGCGGCGACGCGGGCGGCUCCCCGCCGGCGGCGCCCGACUGCGCCGCCGUCUGCUCGACGGGCUACCCGGCGAGCCGCGCCGUGUGCGGUCGCGUCGUGGUGGCGCCGCCGGCGCCCGUCCGCUCGGGAGCCUCCUUCCGCGGCCUGCGCCCGUUCAGCGUCUUCGAGACGGCCGAGUUUCGCGCCGCGCCCUGGCACGACCCCGGCGCCGGCUGGCGCGCCCGCUGGGACUUCGGCGACGGGGCGGCGCCGCUGGACGUGGCCGGCGGCGCCGCCGCGCGGCACAAGUUCGCGCUGCCCGGCACCUACGCCGUGACGGUGAGCGUGAGCGGCGGAGGAGGCGGCGGGUCGACCGUCGCCGCGGCGACCAACGUGACGGUGGCGAUGCCGGUGCUGCUGCCGCCGGAGCUGCGGUGCCCCGAGGCGGCGCUGACCGGGGGCGGAGGCGGCGUGGCCGCCGUCAGCCGGAGCGGCACCGGCGCGAGGGCCCGUUGGUCCGUGAGGGAGGCGGACGGCACCGUCCGGCGCGACUCUCCGGCGUGUCCCGCUGGGGGCCGCACGAGCGCCGACGCCGACGCCGACGACGCUGAAGGGGGGCGGCCCUGCUUCCUGCUGGUGACCGCGCCGGCAAGCUGGCACGACGCCCGGGCCCAAUGCCGGCGGAGUCCCGGCGGGGACCUCGCCGUCGUCGCCGACGACGCCACGCAGCGGCUGGUGACGGCGCUCUCAAACAGCUCUAGUGUGUGGCUGGGAUUGAGCGACACGGAGUCUCCGGGCACCCUGCUCUGGGCGGACGCCCGCACGUCUGAGCGGUUCGAGGUGUGGGCGACUGGCGAGCCCAGCAUGAUGCAAGACCCGGGCCCCGGCGGGCGGUGCGUGCGAGCCAUCGCGAGCCAGCACGGCCGCUGGGGAACGGAGAACUGCGCCGAGCUGCUGCCGUACGUGUGCCGCUACGAGCCGGGAGUGUCUGUGGAGGACGUGCGAUUCUUCCUGCUGGGGUCGCCGGCUUUCACCGCUCACCUGCCCGUCGCCAACGUCACCGUGACAGAGGACCCAGCGUCCACGCCGGCCUCCAGCGUGCAGGUGAUGGUGUUCCCGGGCCUGUGGUUUGCGCAUGGCGGCGUGGUGCGGUCGCUGGAGGUGGCGGUGCUGCAGCGACGCUCCGCCGUGCAGCUGCGGCUGCAGGUUGUGCGGCCGCACUGCGGGCCGGGCCUUUCGCUCUCCCUCCCCGGCUGCGCUCGCUCCUGGUCCCCGUUCUCCACGUGCGUCGCUGACGCCGCCGACGCCUGCAACGCGACGGCGGGCCCUUGUGCGCCGGGCCUGCAGUGGUGCCGCUUGUCGGCAGCCUGCGUCCCCGUGGGGCGGCCUUGCGGCGCCGGCGAUCCCGCCGCGACCUCUCCGCCGGCGUCGUCGUCGGCUCCGUCGGCUCCGUCGACAUCGACGGCGUCGUCGCAGCGGUGGACUCCGCCGGCCUACGCCGUGGUGCGGGAGGUGGUGGUUCUGCUGGACGCCGGCGAGGCCACGCACGCGAACAUCGUGCUGGGCCCCGCGGGACUGGAAGUCUCGCCGGACCUCGUGCUGGCGCUGCAGCACGACGCCGGCGCCCCUCUGCUCGACUGCCCUCCCUCGGCCCCGCCGUCUCCCUGGCGGCAGGCCUGCCUCACCCGCGACCGCCCCGCCGGCUGGGCGCCCGCGAACCUGUCGGCCGGCGUCGCCGACGACGGCGCCGGCGCCUGGCGGCUGCGCGACGGCUGCGCCUGCGACCUGCGAGCGCUCUACACCGAUGGCGCCAGCCUCCCCUCCCUGGACGCCGCGCUGGCGUCGGCGGCCGCGCGGCCCGGCGCGCGCACCUACAACGCGAGCCUCGGCAACCCCGUCGGCGCCGGCGGCGACGCCGGCUGCACGGUGGAGUUCCGUCCGCCGGUGUCGGGGCUGAGGCUGGCGAGCCCGCGGGCCAAGGUUGCCGGCGGCGCCGUCUACGUGAACGUGUCGGCCGGCUCCCCGUUCGUGUUUCGCGUCGACGCGGGGUCGGGCGCCGUCCUGCGCUGGCUCCUGAGCGGCGCCCGCGGCGUCUCUGACGGCGCGGCGGCGUUCUCGGCGGCGUGCCCGGCCGAGCUGACGGCGGCGCCGGCGACGUCGGCGGCUGCGUCCCCGUCGACGACGUCCCAGGCGUGCGCCAGGCUGGGCGGCGAGUUCGCGGCGCUGCGGGCGCCGGUGCGGGAGGCGGGGACGUAUUCGCUGCGGGCGAACGCCAGCAACGGGCUGAGCGAGGAGAGCGCCGUCGUGACGGUGCAGGCCGAGCAGCCCGUCGCCGGGCUCGCCAUGCUGCCCGCCGGCAGCGGCGCAGGCGCGCAGAGGGUGCUCGUCGACGUGACGCUGGUGUUCUCAGCGAGGGUGGCGGAGGGCACGUCGGUGACGUACACGUGGGUGCUGGACGGCCUCGCCGUCUUUGCGUACAACAGCCAGCAGUACAACCUGGUGUUCCACAACCCCGCCGUCUACCGCCUCAAGGUGACGGCGGAGAACGCGGUGAGCCGCGAGUGGGUGGAGGCGGAGAUCCACGCGGACACCAGGAACCCGCUGGCCGCCCUCGCCCUUCUGGACGCGCCCGCCGUGGUCCCCGUCAACGGCAGCCUCCAGGUGGCCGCCACCGUCAGGGUGGACGCCAACGUGGCCGUCCUUUUCCGCUGGUGCUUUGGGGACGGCAGCGCUAACGUCACAUGGAGGGCGAGCCCGCCAUACGAGGCCUGGCUGCCCAGGCCCGAGCCUGGCGUGGAGCGGGUCCUUCUGCGGCACAACGUGACGCACACCUACACCGAGGCUGGCUCAGUGAACCUCUCCGUGGAGGCGAUCACGGACCGCGAGCACCUCCAGACGGUCAGCACCAUCGACGUGCGCUCGCCGCUCACCGCCGUGCUCCUCCGGCUGGUGCCCGCCGGCGCCGCCGUGCCCGGAGGGGAGCCGUCUCUCGGCGUGGUGCCGGCCGACGUCCCCGUCACCUUUGAGGCGGUGGCCGUGCCCGGCGGCCACGGAGUCGUCUACACAUGGGACCUGGGGGACGGCUCGCCGGCGCGGGACGGCGCCGGCAGGGUGACGCACGCCUUCGCCGGCGACGCCACCUACGCCGUCCGCGUGGCGGCGGACAACGGCGUGAGCCGCGCGGAGGCGAGCGCCAACGUGACGGCGCUGCGCCGGCUGUCCGGCGUGACGGUCGUCGCCGGCGCCGUCGACCUGGGCUCCCCGGUCACCGUCGCCGCCACGCUGGCCACCGGCUCGGCCGACCGCUGGGACUUCGACGUGGGGGACGGCACCGUGUACGCGGACCUGCGCCGGCCGCUGGUGACUCACAACUACUCCGCCGAGGGAGCCUACCACGUCACCGCCAACGCCAGCAACGCGCUGGGCGCCGCGACGGGCGCCGCGACGGUCUGGGUGUUCCGGCUCCGGCCGACGGACGUGCUGGCGCCACCGGGGUGCGUGGCGGCCGGCGCCGACGUGAGCCUGUCCACGAGCGUUGGUCCCUUCGCGAGGAACCUCUCCUUCCGCUGGGACUUUGGCGACGGACACGUGACGGAGGGGGUGGACGUCCCCGCGGUGGAGCACGCCUACGCCAACGCUGGCAACUUCUCGGGCUUCCUCGUGGUCAGCAGCCCGUCGGGCGCCAGCGAGAGGCAGGGGUUUGCGGUGUGCGUGCGGGGCGCCAUCGCGCGCGUGGAGCUGGCGGUGAGCGGCGGCGCCGUCUCGCGGCUGGGCCGGCCGACGGAGUUCAGCGUCGCCGUCGACCCCCCCGGCGACGGCCGCACCUACACCUUCGAGUUCGGCGACGGCUCUGCCCCCGAGGUGCUGCUGGCGCCUCCGUUCCGGCACCUGUACGCCGGCGCCGGCGCGUUCACCGCCGCCGUGAACGUCAGCAACGGCGUCAGCGCCGGCGGCGCCGCGACGCCGGUCGAGGUGCAGGAGGCGGUGGGGACGGUGCGGGUGACGGCGGACGGCGCCGCCCCGCUCCACGUGGCGCUCAACCGCACGUACCUCUUCGCCGCGCUCGCCAGCGCCGGCACCGCGCUGCGGUACUCGUGGGACUUCGGCGACGGUGCCGUGAGCAUCGGCGGCAACGGCACGGCCGCCCACGCCUUCUCCACCGGCGGGGCGUUCGCCGUCACCGCCGCCGUCUUCAACGACGUGAGCCGCGCCGUGGGCGGGCUCAACCUCACCGCGCUGGCGCCCGUGCGCGGGCUGGCGGUCGCGGGCCCCGGCGCCGCGACGGUGGAGACGGGCGUCCCCGCCGCCUUCUCGGCGACCGUCGAGUCCGGCGACGAGGUCGCGUUCGCGUGGUCCUCGUGCCGCCACUGCCUGCCCCCCGCCGGCGCCGGCUCCCGCUUCGAGACGGCCUUCCCGACGGCCGGGGCGCACGCGGUGACGUGCGUGGCGGCGAACGCGGCGAGCCGCGAGGAGGUCACCGUGGCCGUGUCCGCCGAGGAGCGGAUCGCCGACCUCACGGUGACGUGCGAGGGGCUGGCGGACGGGCGCUACUGGGAGACGGGGCGGGUUCUGCGGUGCCGGGCGCUCGUGGGGGCCGGCAGCGGCGUCGGCUUCGCGUGGAGCUUCCGGCACGUGGCCACGGGUAGGAGCGCGGAGACCAACGAGACGGCCGCCGGGUCCCGGCUGCCGCAGCAGCAGCAGCAGCAGCAGCAGAGCGAGUCGCUGUGGAGCGUCACGCUGGCCGGCGAGCACGUCGUCGCGGUGAGCGCCAGCAACGGCCUCGGCGUCCUCGCCGCCGCGCUCAACUUCACCGCGCUGGACCGCGUCGCCGACCUGAGCGUCGCGGCGGCGCCGAACCCGACCGCCGUCGGCACCGCCGUCGCGCUGACGGCCGACGCACGACGCGGCACGGCCGUCUCCUACGCGUGGAUCGUCUCCGCCGGCGGCGGCGCCGACGACGGGACGGAGGAGACGGGUUCGAGCCCGCGCCUCGAGCGCGUCUUCACGGCGGCGGGGCCGGCGCUGGUGACGGCGGUGGCGUGGAACCCGCUGGGCCGGGAGAACGCCACGGUGCGGGUGGACGUGCUGGAGCCCGUGCGGGGCCUGGCGAUGGCGACGCCCGACGCGGCGGUGCCGUUCUACGUCGAGGCGGGGACGCCGGCGCGGCUGGUGGGCAGCGUGAGCUCCGGCUCGAGCGUGUCGUGGCGGUGGACGGUGCCGACGAACCCGGGGAAGAUGUCGGUGGACGACGGCGCCGAGCUGCGGUACAACUUCGGCGCCGAGGGCGUCUACGCCGUCACGGUGAACGCCUCGAACGCGGUGAGCUCCGAGGUGCUGGCGCGCGAUGUGACGGCGCAGGAGCGCGUCACGGGCCUCAGCGUCGUCGCCAACGCCACGGCGGCGGCGACGCGCCAGACGGUGGUGUUCACGGCGGACCUGGCGACGGCCCGCCGCUCCGCCGUCGUCACGCUGGCGUUCACCGCGGGCGGACGGGCGACCACGGUGGACGGCGUCGCCGAGGUGGCGACGCUGGAGCCGGGCGUGCCGUACGCCUACGCCUUCACCGAGCCGGGCGUCUACGUGGGCAACGUGACGGCGCGGAACAACGUGAGCGCGCGGAGCGAGCUGGUGAGCGUCACGGUGCUCGACGCCGUGCGGGGACUCGUGCUCGUCGGCUGCUGCCCCGCAGCGCUGCCCAGCGGCGAGCCGGCCUCGUUCGGCGCCGCGGUGAGCGCCGGCGCGCCCGUCGUCUUCCGCUGGCGCUUCGAGAUGGCCGGCGCGGAGGCGGAGGAGGCGGUGGGGGAGAGCGCGCGGUACACGCCGCGCGUCCCCGGCGCGCUGACGGUGCUGGUGAACGCCAGCAACGCGCUGAGCGGCGCGAGCGCGGGCGCCGUCGUGGCGGUGCAGGAGCGCGUGUCCGAGCUGUCGCUGCGGCACAACGCGACGCCGCGGGCGCUGGCGGGCGAGCCGGUGGGCUUCGAGGCUCGCCACGCGACCGGCACGGACCUGCUCUACCGCUGGGAGUUCGGCGACGGCACGGGGAUGCGGGGGCCCCGGGCGCGCGUGACGCACGCGUACGCGGAGGCCGGGGACUAUCGCGCCGUCGUCGUCGCCUCCAACGACGUGAGCGAGGGUCGCGCCGAGACCGACGUGACCGUCGUCGAGCUCGGCUGCUCCCCGCCGACGCUGGCGCCCGUCGCGCCGCGCCGCUCCGUCGUGGCGGCGCUGCAGAACUACUUCGAGGUGACGGUGGACCUGCGCGGCUGCGAGGAGCUGGGCUACAGCGCCGAGUACCUGUGGGAGGCGCGCCGAUCGGCGGACUGCGACCGGCCCAACGCGACGGUGGCGCUCGACCCGUCGGUGGACGCCCGCCGCCCGCAGCUCGUGCUGCCGGGCCGCUCGCUGGCGCCGGGAAACUACUGCCUGUCGUUCACGGCGCGGCUGAGCGGCACGUCGCUGGCGCGCUCCGUGUCGCUGGCGGUGAGCGCGCUGGCGAGCCGGCCCGUGGCGGUGAUCGCCGGCGGCACCAGCCGGACCUGGUCCCGGCGCGACGGCUGGCUGCUGCUGGACGGGAGCGGUUCCUGGGACCCCGACGGAGCGGCAGGAGACGGAGCGGCAGGAGACGGAGUGGGACUCGUCUACAGCUGGGACUGCGCCCCCGAGGUCCCCGGUACCCGGGGCUGCUUCUCGUCCCGGCCGCAGGGACCCCGGCUCAACGUGUCGGGCGCCGCCAUGGUCGCCGGCGCUCGCUACGUCUUCACGCUGCGCGUGCAGGCGGUGCCCGGCAAGGGGGAGGCCGCCACCAGCCAGACGGUGCUGGUGCUGGAGGGGCCGGCGCUGUCCGUGGCGGUGCGGUGCGUGUCGUGCGACGCUCUGGGGCGCUACUCGGUGAGCCGCAGCGAGCAGGUCACCAUGUCCGGCCGCUGCCUCGACUGCGCCGCCGGCGCUCAGCUGCAGUACCGGUGGACGGUGGUGGACUCCGACGGGGCAGUGCUGCCCCUGGGCUCGGAGCGCUCCUCCACGGGGGACGCCCUGGCGGACCUGGUGGUGCGCUCCGGGGCUCUGGCCGACGGCCUCGGCUACACCUUCACCCUCGCCGUGUCCGCGCCGCCGGGUGGCGCCGGCGGCGGCGACGAUGGCGCCGCCGCCGCCGGGAACUCGUCGCUGGUGCUCGAGCCCAACCGGCCGCCGGCGGGCGGGGAGUGCCGGACCACGCCGGGCGCCGCCCUCACCGUGCUGGAGACGCGCCUGCAGUACGACUGCGUUGACUGGCGGGACCCUGAAGACGCUAGCGCCCCCGUGCUCUAUACGCUGGUGCUGGCCGCCUGCUCGCCGGGCACCGGCGGCAGCUGCCAGGACACGCCGCUGUACCGCGGCGUGAAGGCGCGGUGGAGCGCGCUGCUGCCCCUGGGAGGCGGUGUGGGUGACGGCGCCCGCCACUGGCUGGAGCUGUGGGUGGAGGAUCAGAUGGGCGCCCGCACGCUCGCCCUCAACCGCAGCGUGGAGGUGGCGCUUCCGCCGGCGCCACCGGACGGGCUGCCCGCGUGGCUCGCCAACCGCAGCCGCUGGGAGCUGCAGGCGGCGCUGCAGAGGGGCGACCCCUACGAGGUGACGCUCUACGCCAGCGCGCUGCUCAGCGUGGUGCGGCAGCAGGUGGACGGCGGUGGAGAUGCCGCGGCGGUGGCCACGUACGCGGAGGUGGCACGGAACGCGACCCUGGCGCUCUCCGGCCUGGCCGUGGCGAGCAUGGAGGACGUGUUCCGCCUGGCAGCCGCGCUCGCCUACACCUCGUCCGGCGCCCGCCUCAACGCCACACAGGCCUCCUCCGUGUGCGAGGAGUGUCCGGAGCGAGUGCUGCUGCAGGUGGAGAGGAUGGUGGCGGUGGUGGCAGCGUGGGUGACGCAGGGCAAGGUCACCCCCACCGGCCCAGCCCGCAGCCUCCUGCAGGUCAUGGGCGCCAUCAUGGCCACCGGCCGGGACGCGCGCGUGUCCGCGGCGGCGCCCUCGACGGCCGCCGCCUGCGCCGCCAGGCCGCCGCCCGGCGGGCCCGGCCUGGGCCGACGGGCCUUCUCGCUGGCCGAGUGCCUGAUGGGCGCGCUGAUGCGCACGCGCGUGCUGCACGAGGAGAAGCUGGCGCUGCGCACGGAGCGGCUGGCGGCGCUGGGCCGGCGCGUCACGCCGCUGUCGCUGCUGUGCGGCGCGGCGCCGGCGUCGGCGGCGCUGGAGGAGGAGGGCGACCCGGACUGCGCGUUCCAGAUCCCCCUCGCCGCGGCGGAGAUCAUCGACCGGCGAGUCGCGGCGGCCACGGCGGGCGGAGCCGGCGCCGAGCUCACGCAGGUGAUGCUGGUGAUGCCGAGCAGCCCGUUCCCCGAGCCGGGUCCCCUGGGCGACCUCGCCGUGUCGUCGCGCGUCGCCUCGCUGGAGCUGAGCCGCGCCGACGACGGUUCCGUGGUGCCGGUGAGCGACCUGCCCGCCGGCGCCGCCAUCCUGGUCACGCUGCCCGGGCCGGCCCUCGACCUCUCCGAGUCGCUGGUGGCGGCGACCGCCGGGACCGGCGGCGACGGCGCCGUCGUCGUGCCGCCGGGCGGCGCCGUCAACUUCAGCGUGAACGCCAGCAACGAGGACGCGAGGGCCAGCCUGUUCGUGCAGGUCACGUACACGCCCGUCGACGAUGCGGCUGCGAGCGUGGACGCCGUGCGCCGCGUGGACGUGAGCCUGCACGGCUACGCGCCGGCGCUGCCCGGCGACGAGCAGCCGGGGACUGGCGGCGCCGCCACCACCGCCGUCAUGGCCAAGCAGAUCCCGCUGGAGGAGGUGGAGCGCGGGAACCUCUCGGCCUGCACGCUCGCCCUGUCGCCCACAUCGUACGACACGACGCGGCCGUUCGUGCUGCUCGUCCGCAACCGGCACGCCGGCUCGGCGGUACGAGUGCGCGUCGGCGCCUACCUCGCGCUCUGCCAGUGGCUGGCGCCGGGGGCGUCGGACGGCUGGGCCGGUGACGGCACGGAGCCCGACGGCGCCACGGGCCCCGGCGCCGCCGUGUGCCGCAGCCGGCACCUGACGGUGUUCGGGGCCGGCAUGUUCGUGCCUCCGGGCGCCGUGUCUCUGCUGCCGCCGACCCUGGAAAGCCUGUCGCUGGUGGCCGUGCUGGUGUGCGCGGCGCUGUGCGGCGCCUACCUCGUGGUGGCGCUGCUGGCGCGGCGGAUGGACCUGGUGGACAUCAGGCGGGUGGGCGUGGUGCCGCUGUGCGGGCCCGAGGGACGCUACAAGUACGAGGUGAUGGUGAAGACCGCAUGGGGGAACGGCUCCGGCACCACGGCGCACGUGGGCAUCAGCCUGUACGGGCGCGAGAAGAGCGGCGCUCGGUUCCUGGCGCGCGACGGAGCCUUCAGGCGCAACGCGGCCGACGUGUUCCACAUCGCGUGCCACCUGCGGCUGGGCCGGCUGUGGAAGAUCCGCGUGUGGCACGACAACACCGGGCUGAGCCCGGCGUGGCACGUGCGGCACGUGAUGGUGCGCGAGCUGGAGACGGGCAAGACGUACGGCUUCAUCCUGGACGACUGGCUCUCGGUGGAGAACCAGCGCAAUGACGGGCUGGUGGAGAGGGACGUGCUCGCCGCCAGCCCCGAGGACCUGCGCCGCUUUGGCCGCGUGUUCGUGGGCGAGCUGCAGCGCGGCGUGUCGGAGCGCCACGCCUGGCUCUCCGUGCUCGACCGGCCGGCGCGCAGCCGCUUCACGCGGGCGCAGCGCGUCUCCGCCUGCGCCCUGCUGCUCGCCGCCUUCCUGGGCGUCUCCGCCGUGUGGUACGGCGCCGUCGCCUCCAACGCCACCGGCGCCGUCGCCGGGGCCAGAGUCCCGGUGUCGGAGUCUCUGUCCGUGGGCUGGAGCGACGUGGCGGUUGGCAUGGUGACCGCUUGUCUCUCCUUCCCUGUCUACGUCAUCAUCUCGCUCGUCUUCCGGAAGUCUAGAAGCCAGAUCUCGAUGCAGCACGUGGACAGCUGCGAGCUGGAGGUGCUGGAGAUCGAUGCCUACGUGGACGCCUCCGAGGGCGGCGACUCCAUGCUGGAGCUGCCCGACUUGGAGAACUACCAAGACAGGAAAGAGAGCGUCAUCUCAGCCGGUCCCAAGUCUCUCCCCGACUUGCUGGCGACUCACGCCGCCCACACCGGCACCACCGCGGCGGUGGCGGCGUCGGCGGUAGCGGUGGGCCCCACCACCGCCGGCCCCACGACCGCCGGCCCCGCGGCACGGCCGUCUCUGCGGCGGGCGGAGGCAUCGCGCAGCCUCCGCGUGGACGCGUCACUCGCGUCGUCGUCGGAGAGGGAGCCGCUCUCCCUGUCGGGCUCCGAGCGCGGCGCAAACUCCUCCGCCCGCGACAGCCGGCUCACGCCCGCCGACGAGGAGCUGAUGCAGCAGAUCCUGGCGGAGAGCGGGAGGUCGCAGGAUCGACCUUCCUCGGACAGCGGCCGCUUCUCACCGCGCGCCGACGCCGACCUCCUAUCUGACAUCCUCGACCCGGCGGCCUUGCCGGGAGCCGAGCGGCGGGCGCCGUGGAGCCGGGGCUGUGGCUCGGCGUCGUGCGUCCCGUCGGCGCGGAGCCGCUCGGGCGUCGCCUCGUGCCUCUCCAAGCCCGGAUCGGCGGCGUCGCGGAAAACCGUGUGCGUGCGGCGUGGCGUGCGCGCGCCGCUGCCGCGCUGGUGCGCGACGCUGGCGCACGGCGCGUGCGUGGCCGGGUUUGCCGCGUGCGUCACGGCGACGUGCCUUUACGGCGUCAGCUUCUCGCCCAGCGUGGCGCUCGCGUGGAUCCUGGCGUCCGUCACGGCGCUCGCCACCUCCUUCCUCCUGCUGGAGCCUCUCAAGAUCUUGGUGGAGGCGCUGGCCCGCGCCGCGCUGCAGCGCCGCGUCGACCCGGAUGAGGACGACGAGCUGGUGGAGGAGCCGCUGGUGCGGCCGGCGCCCGACCCCAUGGGUAAGGUGCGGGCGCCCUGCGGCUACGGCCUCCUGCAGGCCAAGGAGGAGGCCCGCAAGCUCCGCCACCUCAAGGCGCUCGUGAAGAGCUUCGUGCUGCACCUGCUGCUGCUGCUGCUGGUGCUGCUCUUCACCUACUGGGACGCGCCGAGCGAGCGCCACGCGCGCCUGCUGGCGGCAGGCACGCGGCAGGCCGUGCUGGCGGCGCGAGACGGGCCCCUGCAUCUCUCGGCCCUCGCCAGCUCGGAGCAGGUGUGGCUGUGGCUGGGCCGCGUGCUGCUGCCCCACCUCUACCCCAACGUGUCGGACGCACAGAGGCCGACCACGCUGCUGGGCACGCCACGCCUGCGCCAGCUACGCAGCGCCACCGUUCCGUGCGUCGCUUGGCUGGCGCCGGACUUGCCGCAGGAAUGGGGCGACUGCAUCGGUGAUGACGUCGCCGGCGCCGUCGCCGGCAGCUUCGGUCCUGGGUGGACGCUCCCCACGCCCAACUCCAGCCUCAACUGGAACUACACGCACGCCGUCGCUCCCAGCGCGUGGCACUGGGGGGAGCUGGGCUGGUACGGGGGGGGUGGCUACGUGCAGGACCUCGCAGGGGACCUGGGGCAAAGCCGCAGCACCGUGAGCAUCCUCCAGCAGCAGGGCUGGAUCGACAGGAUGACGCGCGCGGUGCUGGUGGAGUUUGCGCUGCGAUGUCGGGCGGUGGGGCUCGUGGCGGCCGUCACCGUCCUCUUCGAGUUCCCCGUGGCGGGCGCUGGCAUCGCCGCCGUGCCGUCGCUGAGCGUGCGCGCGGCACGGCCGCUCGGCCUGCGGCACCGGGACUCGGCGCUGGUGCUCACGCUCUCCGUCAUGCUGCUGGCGCUGGGCUCCGUCCGCAUCCUGAUGGCGCUGUGGUCGUCGUGGCGCCGCUUCCGCAGAUCCGCAGCCCCCACUCAGCCGCCGUCGUCGUCGACGUCGUCGUCGUCGUCAUCGUCGUCGUCCUGGUCGUUCUUCUCGGCGCCCGUGUCGCCGGCGCCGUCGCACGUGGGCUGGGCGCUGGCGCGCUGGCUGUCGAUGGCGCUGUGCGUGUGCGCGCCGGCCGUCACGCUGUACCGCCUCGCGCUGGGCGAGCUGCUCGCUCAGGCGCCGGCGCCGGAGUUCCAGGACGUGCGGAGCGCCGUCUUCGUGGCCGAGGCCGCGACGGCGCUCGCCGCCUCGCUGCUCUUCCUCUCGCUCGUUACGGCGGCACGGCAGGUGCGCUUUGUCCGCGCGUGGGCCCUGCAGGGCAAGACGUUUGAGCGAGCGUGGCCGCGUCUGUGGCGGACGCUGGCGCUCCUCCUGACGGCGCUGCUGGCCUUCACGCAGCUGGGCUUGCUGAUCUUCUCGCAGCGCGUCAGCUGCUUCCGUCGCUUCGGCCUCGCGCUGGGCUCGCUCGUCUCGGCGCUUCGCUCGGGGCGCCGGCUGCUGCUGGCGGCGCCGUCGCCGCCGUCGCCGCCGCCCUCCACGCCGCCGCCGCCGGCGCCGUCACGGUGGUCGUGGUGGUCGGCGUUAUCGCCGCCGUCGCCGUCCGCCCGGCCGUGGUCCUCCCGGCCGGAGGCCGCGUGGCCGUGGGCGGCGGCCGCCUUCCUGCUGCUGCUGGCGCUGGGCGCGGGCGCGGCGCUGGCGCGCGGGUUCGCCGCGGCGCUGGCGGCGGCGCACCGGCGGGAGCGCGCCGAGGCUCGGCGGCCCGCGGUGGCGCCGCAGGAUUACGAGAUGGCCGAGUUCCUGCUCAAGCGCGUCCGCCUCGUGCUGGGCCUGAGCAAGGCCAAGGAGUUCCGCCACAAGGUGAAGUUCGAGGGCAUGGAGUCGCUGCCGUCGCGAUCCUCCCUGCGACGCGCUGUCUCCGCCCCCCCGCCCGCCCACCUCCUCCUCCGUGUCGUCGUCGGCGUCGUCCACCUCGUCGUUGCUCGGGACGUCGGCGACGUCGCGGGUCGGCGCGGAGCAGCCGGCGCCGGCGUCGCCGUCGCCGCCGGCGCGGGAGGAGCUGGAGCGGUGCUACGCGGCGGCGGGGCCCGCGGCGGAGCGCCUGCUGGCGCUGUUUGAGCGCGUGUGCGAGCUCACCGACGACGUGCUCCGCCUGGAGCUGGCGCUCGAGGACGCGCGGCUCCGGCUCGGCGCCGGCCCCGAGCCGCCGCCGCCGGCGCCGCCCGA
Messenger RNA from Lethenteron reissneri (Far Eastern brook lamprey), 16712 nucleotides. It is a transcript of the gene PKD1, whose product is annotated as polycystin 1, transient receptor potential channel interacting. Gene Ontology annotation, cellular component: plasma membrane. Gene Ontology annotation, biological process: calcium ion transport. NCBI's taxonomy places the organism in Eukaryota, Metazoa, Chordata, Hyperoartia, Petromyzontiformes, Petromyzontidae. Gene Ontology annotation, molecular function: protein binding; monoatomic cation channel activity. The record is from RefSeq and is a predicted model, not a curated record.